CCAUACUUCACCAGUUUCUGACCGUUGAUUUUCAGACAGUAACAUUUCUCCGUUUUCAUUCUUUUUAAGAAGUUCUUUUCUUCUUCGUUUGUUUUUCCUCUCCCUUCUACUCGCUCAACUCAGUCUUCGGUUUUCUGACUCACUCUUUCACGAAGGUUUUGAAGAGUUGUUUGAGUUGACUAAGUCUUUGAGAUCAAGAUAGCGGUGUGUUGUUCCAUGACUGAUGAGAUUUCUGGCCGUGCACACCAUGAUGUUGACAAAGUUGAUGCUCAUGCAAUGCAUGGUUAUGGUUAUGGUUAUCUAUUGCCAUGGAUGGCUCAUUGGAAUCACACAAAUUAUAUGUCAACAAUAAAUCCUGGCUGGAGUGGGGAGGUCAGAUCAGAUCAUUCCAUGGAUGUAACUGGGGCCGCAAUGAUUGGUUUUGGUUCCGAACCAUCUCUUGUAUCCGGUGGUGUUUCUGAAAAAUUGAAGGGAAGAUUGCCUUUUCAGAGACAAGAAAAGAGUGUUUUCCGCAAGGAAGAUGGAAAGUUGGGAACAGAGUCAUGCUCGGGUGAUGACAAAGUUUCUGUCAGCAGAGUUAGGCCAUUAGCAUCUGCUCCUCAUAAAAUAGAAACUUCAAUAGAAAAGUGUCAAUUAUUGUCUCAGAGAGUGCCAAUUGGAUCCUUGAGGGAUAAUGAACCAAAGAACUUAACUCUUUUCGCACCGGUGAAAUCAGCUUCUGACGUAGUACUCACAAAUGUACGCGACAAAGGAAAAUCUGCGAUGAAUGAAGUAACUGGUGGACCGCGCGAAGUAUAUCCAUCGAGCUACAGCUCAGCAUCCCAAGAACAUUACACAAACACUAAAUUUCAUAGUUAUUCUGUUCCCCAUGUCCCUGAGAAGCAGAUGAGUAGUAGCCUGUUAGACCAUCAAAGAUUUUCCCUAACAAGAUUGAUGCGAGGCAGCUUCACUCAUUUUCCGCAUGAUCCCAUAAUCGACAGUGACGACGACGGACACAAUGUUGUUCGUAGUCAGCACCACAAGAUUCAAAAUUUAAUUGUUAAUCCAAACAUUGCAAACCAGACUUCACUCUUGGAGUCAGCUAAACCACAAAAUUUUUACUCUUCGGUAGAACAAGUGCCACAAUCUGUUUAUGGUGUGAAGGAUGCAAGUAAAUACACCAAUGUAGAUUCCGUAGAAAAAUUAUCAAGAGGUCUUCCCAACAUUUCCCAAGCAACUCAUCGUUUUCUGGUGUCGAAAAUUCCCGGUGCUAAUUUAUCUAACAGAGGUCAGUUUUUUAGAGAGUCAAUGCCACGUACAAAAUUCAAAGGAAAUAAUUUCAGUGAGAUCCUUGAUUUAUCUCUGAAUCCACCCGCUAGUGACCAUACUAAACUAGAAACUCUAGGAAGUUCAGUAAAAAGUGAAGGGAAGGAAGAUAUUUCCGAUUUCAAACGUCCAACAAGCCUGACGAAUGAAUCAACUCCUGAACCCGACACUAUGGACAUUGGUACUUCACACGAGAACAAUCUUCCAGGUGAAGCUCCAAUGCUGUCAAAUAAGUGCUCCAAGGAUAGUCAAAACUCACUCUCAACUCUAGGUGCAACAACUUCGGCUAGAGGGAAAAACCUAGAGAAGCCUGGGAAUAUAAACGAAGAGCCCCAGGAACUUCUCACUCGGGCAAGUCCCAUUGUUGACAUGGAGACUAGCACAUCAAGAACUCGUAGCCUUGAUGUGGACCAACUUUUUUCUCAAGAAAAAGAACCUGCAAGGUCAAAAUCUAGCCAUAGUUCUUUGGGAUCAGACCCAAGUAGCAGAUGGGUUAAACGGCUCAAGUUAUGCUCACCAGAACAUGCUCUUGGCACCAGGAGUGAAAAUAUUGGAGAAACUUCACAUGUAAAACUAACUAAUAUUUUCAGCAAAACUAUGAAAGACGCCAAAACUAAUUUGGAAGCCGAAACGGUAUAUAAUGACGAAGGUCAGGCCGAAGGACAGACGGUACUAGAACCACCUCUAGUAUUAUCAAAUGCCGAGUCCUCUUUUACCGAAGCUAAGGAAGCUGUAGAAAUUACACUUUCACAUCCUUGGAUUCAGAGAUGGAGUCGUAAUCGGGCUGCUUGUUCGAAAAAGAGGCAUGAAAUAGUUGAGAAUCGAGAUCCAAAUUCUUCAAACAGUACGGCAGGAGAGGUAAAAAACAAGCCGUUUCCAAGUGUAGCAGCCAUGGCCCUACUUGGAAAGGCAAUGAAUAGUUUGAAUCCCUCCGAGUUGACGAAAAAGGGACCUGUGAUAGUUUGGAAUAUGAAGGGACUUUGAAGUUUUUGGCCACUGCUAAUAUAAAUAUUUGGGGAAUCUUGGUGUUAGUUUGUUAGGAAAUAUAUAAUGGUUGUGUAAUGGAAGUUGCAUAUCUUAUUGGUGGAGCAACAUCUAAAUAAAGAUAUUAUAUAUGGGACUUACUAGUGGAGCAAUAUAUCUAAAUAAAAAGAUAUUAUAUAUGUUUUAUUUUGUAACAUAUAUACUUGCAAUAUACUGUCAUCAUUCUAAAAUGAGAUUUUAGGGGGUUAAAAUUAAUGUUUUAAAAAUUGGCUCGUAUCGGCUAGUUGAACCGAGAAUUGGAAGGGUAAUUGACCCGAGUUGGCUAUUGAAUAGAUCAUAUAAUUAUACCAGUGGGAACUGGCACAAACUGAUCAAAACUAAAAAGAACUUGGCAAACCACGAGUUUUUGCGAAUCGGGAAGUCAAUGCUUCCAUUUUUGUUUAAGUGGUGAUGUUAGAUUUGUUUUUUAUAAAAUUGUUUCGGUUUAA
Vicia villosa (hairy vetch) is the source of this 2777-nucleotide messenger RNA. RefSeq lists its product as uncharacterized. Lineage: Eukaryota; Viridiplantae; Streptophyta; Magnoliopsida; Fabales; Fabaceae. The record is from RefSeq and is a predicted model, not a curated record. Bases 217 to 2289 code for a protein of 690 amino acids. The transcript has 4 exons. Gene Ontology annotation, biological process: regulation of photomorphogenesis.